CGGUGGCCUAGCACGAUGCAGCCGAGGGUCGUCAAGCCACCUGGGCAGGAUUUCGCAGUGGAGCGCCUCAAAAGCCGCUACGGGCUGGGUGGCUGCCGCCCGGCCGAGUAUUCUGUUUCAAGUUUUGAUCAGACUAAAUCUAAGAGAAGAUCUCUAACCUCCCCAGAUGACUUGGAUGUCUACUCAUCGGGAGAUAAAGUUGAUUCCUUAUUAAGAUGGUAUUCUGAUGAAAGAAAGCAUUCCACUAUACCUCUUUAUAGUUCAUCCAAGCACUUCAAUAUGAACUGCCUAGAUGAUGAACUGGAUUCUUUUCAUAAUUUGAAGCAACGGGAAACAGAAGUAGCAUUAAUUGAGAAGGAUCAUAGAGUUAAUAACUCCAAAAUAACCAAGCAGUCUUUUAAAGAAGUAGAAAAAGCAGUAGCCUGGCCAACUAAUUUUGCCUCAAAUUCAAGAAAUUGGACUGAAUGUUGUAGUGAUGUAAGUGACUCUCCUUUGAAACGUGUCAGUUAUCCAACAUCUAAAGCAUCAAAUAAGCAGAGUUUACUUCCAUAUCAGAUCAAUCAGAUAUAUGAUGAAUUAUUCCAAAUACAUCAGAAACUGCAGUGUGAAACUGCAGCACAACAGGAAUUUGCUGAAGAACUUCAGAAGCGAGAACAUUUUUUAGUUGAAAGAGAAGAACUGCUGUUCAGACAUGAAACUGCCUUGAGCAAAAUCAAAGGUGUGGAAGAAGAAGUUCUUACAAGAUUUCAGAUUAUGAAGGAGUUACUUCAUGAAACACAGUUAAAAAUUCAAUAUGUGGAUCAUCUAAGGCAACAUGAUGCAGAAGUUGCACACUUAACUGAGGUUCUCAAGGAUAAGAACAAAGAAAGCAAGAGGCUAAGGUCUUCUUUUGAUGCUUUGAAAGAAUUGAAUGAUAACUUAAAAAAACAGUUAAAUGAAGUAAGUGAAGAAAACAAGAAGAUGGAGAUUCAGGCUAAAAGAGUUCAAGCUCGUUUAGAUAAUUUACAGAGGAAGUAUGAAUUUAUGACAAUACAGAGAUUGAAAGGAAAUUCCCAUGCUGUUCAUGAAAUGAAAAGUUUAAGACAAGAAAAAGUACCAGUUUCAAAAACAUAUAAGGUACCACUUAAUGCACAAGUUUAUGAACUUUUAACUGUCUUCAUGGAUUGGAUUUCGGAUUAUCACCUUAGCAAAUUGAAAAGUGAAGAAUCUGGGAUGGAUGGUGAAAAGCUGCAAUUUAAAUUUGCUUCUCAGAGAAAUGAUAUUCAGGAGAAGUGUAUAAAGCUUUUGCCUGUGAUGACAGAGCAACUACAGUGGAUGCCAUUUGUGAAUGCCAAACUUCAUGAGCCUUUUGUAAAAUUUAUAUAUUGGUCUCUACGGCAACUAGAAGCUGGAACACUGCAUUCAACUAUGACAUCAACAUUGAGGAGAUUGGGUGAAGACAUAUUCAAAGGAGUAGUAAAGGGAAUUCAGGAUAAUUCUUUGGAACAUUCUAUGGAGAAUAAACCAAAGACAGCUGCUUUCUUUAGGAGUUCCAAUUUGCCAUUGAGAUUUUUGUCAACUUUAAUUGUUCUCAAAACAGUCACUCAAGCUGACUACCUGGCUCAGGCAUUUGAUUCUCUUUGUUUGGACUUGAAGACAGAUGAAGGAAAAAUCUUAUUUUUGGAGUAUCAAGCUGUUCCAGUAAUAUUAAAUCACCUAAGAAUAUCCAGUAAAGGGCUCUUAUCCAAUGUCAUUGAUAGUUUGCUUCAGAUGACAGUGGAAUCCAAAUCCUUGCAGCCUUUCCUGGAAGCCUGUAGCAACACUCUGUUUUUUCGUACUUGUUCUGUGCUGCUUCGAACCCCUAAGCUUGAUCUUCAAAUACUAGAAAAACUCAGUAUUAUUCUACAGAAACUUUCUAAAAUCAAGAGUAAUAAGAAGUUCUUUGAACUUUUUACAAUUCAUCUGAUGCUUCAGGAAAUACAAAGGACAACACAUCCAGAACAUGCCUUUCUCUGUAUUAACCUAAAUUCAACUCUGUUCAAUUUGGGUUUAACGAAAUGCAACUCCCUGGCCUCCAAUUCAAGCCAUUAGACUGGCUUAUUAUUA
Molecule: messenger RNA, 2085 nt
Organism: Myotis myotis
Lineage: Eukaryota; Metazoa; Chordata; Mammalia; Chiroptera; Vespertilionidae
Gene: CCDC138
Product: coiled-coil domain containing 138
Exons: 16
Coding region: 16-2070 (684 amino acids)
Source: RefSeq, a predicted model, not a curated record